AUGCCACUGUUAUUGGUUUUAGUAUUCCAAAGUGGCGAUCGUAUCUUCUACUGGUAUCUACUGCUCUCCGGUGAAGUGCAGCUUUUCGUUCCCACUGCAAAGGCCGAGCGUAUAAUCGAAAGUCUCCAACCGAUUGCACUAUUUGGUGAGCUUUCAGUUUCACGACAUUCGUGCUCGGCACGUGUCGUUCGGCCAGCUGAAAUUGUCACCAUCAACCAAAAUCAUUUCGUCGCAAUUUAUAAUGUUCGUGCUCCACUUUUUGUAGACUACGUUACGCUUUAA
Messenger RNA from Gongylonema pulchrum, 282 nucleotides. The record is from the annotation of a GenBank genome assembly. Lineage: Eukaryota; Metazoa; Nematoda; Chromadorea; Rhabditida; Gongylonematidae.